This is a messenger RNA of Staurois parvus, 594 nucleotides long. Lineage: Eukaryota; Metazoa; Chordata; Amphibia; Anura; Ranidae. The record is from the annotation of a GenBank genome assembly.
UACGGAAACAUGAAUCCAUCAAUGCCAAUGAUGGGUCAGCCCAUGGCAGGUUUCUAUGGACAACCUCAGUACCCUGCAGGAGAUCCAAUGUGGGGCUACUUCACAGCAAUAGCUGGACAGGAUGGUGAAGUAGAUGCUGAAGAACUGCAGAGAUGUUUAACACAGGCUGGAGUCCAUGGGACCUAUACACCUUUCAGCCUGGAAACAUGCCGUAUUAUGAUUGCAAUGUUGGAUAGGGAUCAUACAGGCAAAAUGGGCUUCAAUGAAUUCAAAGAACUGUGGGCGGCUUUAAGUGCCUGGAAACAGAACUUCUGCACGUUUGAUCAUGACAGGAGUGGGUCAGUGGAGCCCCAUGAGUUGAACCAGGCCAUUAUGUCAAUGGGUUACAGAUUAAAUCCAAACACACUUAAUACCAUAGUGAAGCGCUACAGCAAGAGCGGCAGAAUAUACUUUGACGAUUAUGUUGCAUGCUGUGUGAAGCUUCGUGCCUUAACAGGUAAGGUGAUGACUCCCUGCUUUCAACCUAGUUUCUGUGGGUUUUGCAGCUUUAAAAAGGACCUAUUCUGGAACAUGUAUGCAAAUCAAAAGAUCUGA